Messenger RNA from Menidia menidia (Atlantic silverside), 351 nucleotides. Lineage: Eukaryota; Metazoa; Chordata; Actinopteri; Atheriniformes; Atherinopsidae. The record is from the annotation of a GenBank genome assembly.
AUGUCUGAUGAAGACGGCCAGAAUGAGGCCACAGGCUUGGAAGAGCAAGGCUAUAAAAGCGAGCUGUCUUUCAAAGCGCUCAGCGCUACUCGGCGUGGUCCCAGACGGGAAUCCUCACAGAGGGAUAUCCCAGGACUCCAAGCAAAGGACAGACUGUCUGCUGUCCGGGUGCAGUUCAUUAAUGGAGUCUCUGAUUCUGUGCUGAACCAGCUGCUGGAUAAACUCCUUCAGCACGGUGCUAUGAUUAAUGAGGAGAUGCAGACCGCAAAGACGAAGUCCAGAGCAGAGAAAGCUCCAGAUGUGAUUGAUACUGUGAUGAGGAAGGGACAUGAAAAAGCAGCAAAACUCUGA